AUGGAUCUAGCUCCAGAAGAACUCCAAUUUCUCAGCAUCCACAACAUCUUAACCGAAGCAAUCUCAAUCCCCAAAACUUCCCCUAAAACCUUCUACCUGAUUACCUUAACCCUAAUCUUUCCCCUUUCUUUCGCAAUUCUAGCUCAUUCCCUUUUCACACAUCCCUUAAUUUCACACCUUCAAUCUCCUUUCACUGAUCCCUCACAAACCUCUCAUGAUUGGACUCUUCUCCUCGUUUUUCAGUUCUUUUACCUCAUUUUCCUCUUCGCUUUCUCUCUCCUCUCCACCGCCGCCGUCGUCUUCACCGUCGCUUCACUCUACACCUCAAAGCCGGUUUCUUUUUCUUCUACCAUCUCCGCUAUUCCCAAAGUCUUCAAGCGAUUGUUCGUUACUUUCUUAUGGGUUACUCUUCUUAUGACUGUUUAUAAUUCCGUUUUUGUUCUAAGUUUGGUUCUUCUUAUUAUAGCUGCGGAUACUGAUAAUACCUUUUUGCUGUUUUUCUCUAUUGUUGUUAUUCUCUUGCUGUUUGUUGUUGCUCAUGUUUAUAUUACUGCAUUGUGGCAUUUGGCUAGUGUUGUUUCUGUUCUUGAACCUGUUUAUGGUUUUGCUGCUAUGAAGAAGAGUUAUGAGUUGUUGAAGGGUAGGGUUAGGUAUGCGGCUGUUUUGGUUUGUGGGUAUUUGUUUAUCUGUGGGGUUAUUGCUGGGGUGUUUAGUUCGGUGGUGGUGCAUGGUGGUGAUGGUUAUGGUGUGUUUACUAGGAUUGUUAUUGGUGGGUUUUUGGUGGGUGUUCUUGUUAUUGUCAAUUUGGUUGGGUUGUUGGUGCAGAGUGUGUUUUACUAUGUUUGCAAGAGUUAUCAUCAUCAAGGGAUUGAUAAGAGUGCUUUGCAUGACCAUCUUGGUGGCUACCUUGGAGAGUAUGUGCCUCUUAAGAGCAGUAUCCAAAUGGAAAAUUUGGAUGUAUGA
Molecule: messenger RNA, 963 nt
Organism: Lathyrus sativus (Indian pea)
Lineage: Eukaryota; Viridiplantae; Streptophyta; Magnoliopsida; Fabales; Fabaceae
Source: the annotation of a GenBank genome assembly